AUGAAUAUUUGCACAUGGAAUGUUAGAGGUCUCAAUGAGCCUCGGAAAGCUGUAGAGAUUAGGAGGUUUUUGAAUAAGCAGAGUAUUAAUGUAGUUUCUUUGAUUGAGACUAGAGUUAGAAUUGGCAAUAAAGAGAAAGUUCAGAAGAGGUUUGGGGUUCAGUGGACUUGGUUUUGUACUUACUCUCAUUCUCCUAAGGGGAGAAUCUGGAUUGGUUGGCAGCCUGCUGAUGUUGACCUCCAAAUUUUGUCUUCUUCUGAUCAGUUUGUUCACUGUUGGGUGGUUACUAGGGAUCACAAAUUUGAAUCUUUCUUCACUGCUGUCUAUGGUCUUCACACAGAGAUAGAAUUAAUGGAAAUUCUUAAGGGUUCUGAUGAUCCUAGAGUUUGGAGUAGAAUUGAUAGGGUGUUUGGAAAUAUGAAGUGGAUGGAUUCCUUUCCUGAUAUCUCCACUAAGUAUAUGAACCCUUCUCUUUCAGAUCACUCUCCUAUUGUUAUUCCUUGUGUGAAAAGUGAUCUUCAUGGGGUCAGACCUUUUAGGUUCUUGAACUAUUUGGUUGAUCACACUUCUUUUGAGGGUAUAGUGACUGAUAGUUGGAACAUCACAGAUAGAGGAAAUCUUAUGGAGCAGAUUUGGUGGAAGCUGGCUAGGGUAAAGAGUAAAUUAAAAACUCUGCACAAGGAGGAGUUUGCUCAUGCUGCUGAGAAGAUUGAGCAUUACAGAGGUGAGCUGGAUUCUUUGCAAACUCAGUUAAGAGUCAGUAGUUCUCCUCAAAUGUUAGCUGCUGAGAUUGACUUGGUUUGCAAGCUGAAAAAAUGGCUUGGAAUUGAGGAACAAGCUCUUAAACAAAAGUCUAGAGUUCAAUGGCUAAAGGUGGGUGACUCUAAUCACCACUAUUUUUAUGCUGCAAUGAAAGAAAGAUAA
Messenger RNA from Spinacia oleracea (spinach), 924 nucleotides. RefSeq lists its product as uncharacterized. The transcript has 3 exons. NCBI's taxonomy places the organism in Eukaryota, Viridiplantae, Streptophyta, Magnoliopsida, Caryophyllales, Amaranthaceae. The coding region runs from base 1 to 924 and encodes 307 amino acids. The record is from RefSeq and is a predicted model, not a curated record.